Staurois parvus is the source of this 1293-nucleotide messenger RNA. The record is from the annotation of a GenBank genome assembly. Lineage: Eukaryota; Metazoa; Chordata; Amphibia; Anura; Ranidae.
AUGAAACAUAAUUAUUUUGUUGUUCUUUUUUUAUUUCUUUUCACAAUUAUUUUUUGCAAGCCAAUUUUUAGAAAUGGAAAGAACACCCACAACAAGCUUCUUGUCAUAUCCUUUGAUGGAUUUCGCUGGAAUUAUGACCAAGAUGUUGACACUCCACUAUUGGAUUACCUGGCUGAAAUAGGUGUGAAAGCAAAACACGUGACCCCACCAUUUGUAACAAUGACAUCUCCAUCUCAUUUCACUACCAUCACUGGACGCUGGAUGGAAGAUCAUGGUGUCAUCCAUAAUCUAAUGCAUAAUCCUGAAACUCUGGAAAAGAUUACCUUUAAGAAAACGCAAAACAUGUCUGAAUGGUGGGAUAAUGGUGUAUUGCCUUUGUGGAUUACUGCACAAAAUCAGGGGUUAAGAGCUGGUUCUCUUCAUUUUCCAGGAGGAAAUGCUAAUUACAGUGGAAAAACGGUGUUUAAAGCUUUGGCAGAGUUGUCAGACCACCCUGACAGUGAUGAGCAGGAAUGGAGAGAUAACAUAGAUAUAGUUAUGAAAUGGUUCACUGAUGAUGGUCUUGACUUUGUAACCCUUUACUAUGGAGAGCCUGACAAAACCGGCCACUUAUGGGGUCCAGAAACUGAGCAGAGGAAAACAAUAAUAAAGCAAAUAGAUCGAACCAUUGGUUAUCUCUUAAAUGCCAUUGAGAACAACAACUUAAAAAGCAAAUUAAAUGUAAUUAUUACAUCUGACCAUGGCAUGACAACUGUUAAAAAAGAACCUAAUGUAACAGAAGAGAUUAGACUGUCCAAGUACAUUGAUUUUAAAGACAUUGUGAAGUUUGACAUAUUGGACUAUGGUGGCUUUGGUAUGAUUUUACCAAGAGAAGGUCGAGAAGAAGAACUGUAUCAAAAACUUAAAGAUGCACAUCCUCAUUUAAAAGUAUAUAGGAAACAGGAGUUCCCAGAACGCUUCCAUUUUUCCAAACACAGCCGAAUAUUACCAAUUCUGCUUUAUGGAGAUCUCGGCUACUCCAUUCUGCAGAGAGUGAUUUUUUAUGUUAACAAGGGAGAUCAUGGAUUUGACAACUUAGAAAUGGACAUGCAAAUGAUAUUCCGAGCAUUUGGUCCAGAUUUCAAGAAGAAUUACACUUCUGGACCCUUUGAAAGCAUACAUAUAUACCCUCUAAUGUGUGAACUUUUGGGUAUUAUUCCUGAGCCCCACAAUGGUUCCCUCGCAAUUACCGAAGAUUUACUUGCAGUUUCAAAUGACCUUGAGGACCAACCCAAAAACCAGAAAAGUAAGUAA